AUGAACCUGCUUGCUGUGAUCUCCGUGGUGAUAUCACCAGGGCCAAUGUAUAUCAUGCGGCAAGGUCGAUCAUGGGAGGCCCCCCAGAGUCACCAGCAGCAAAGCAACGGAGCGGGCUUCCAUUUGGACCACGUUGCAGGGGCCCACGGUCUUUCGAUGCACCUUGCAUUUCCCCGGCACCACGGCUUCCCGUUAAGGCAUUCCGCAUCGAGGCGGGAUCGUAGACGACCGUGCCGCGGGCGCCAGACUCUCCGAGCAAAAAGAUUUGGAAGCGGGACCCCUGGUUCAACCGUGCGGAAUAUAUUCGAUAUCGCAGCUGCAAGGCCCAUGGCACAUAUAUUGGCACGUCGAUACAAAUGCCCAAGCAGCGGUCGUAUGAUUAGGGUUCGCGCGGAGAUUGGCGUUCGUAACCCGAUUAUCGGGUCGCAGGAUGCUGGCGACAAUGUGGAAAUUAUUGACAUGUCGUCCAGCUUGGACAAGAUCCCCUUGUCCAGCUUUAUGCGAGUGAUAUGCUGUGUCAACGGCUAUCUUGUACAACGCGCAUCCCACGUUGACCGAAUGUUUUGGUUACGGCGGAUGUAUGGACCUUGCAGGGCGAACAAGUGA
Messenger RNA from Uncinocarpus reesii 1704, 606 nucleotides. RefSeq lists its product as uncharacterized. The transcript is spliced from 3 exons. Bases 1 to 606 code for a protein of 201 amino acids. The record is from RefSeq and is a predicted model, not a curated record. Lineage: Eukaryota; Fungi; Ascomycota; Eurotiomycetes; Onygenales; Onygenaceae.